AUGCUCGAUUCACCCGCCAAGCGGCGCAAGUCUAAUUCCUCCAGCGCAAUCGCCGUCAGCGCUUCAAACACAGCCCAGCAGUCUCAGGUCAAUGGCGUUGAUGUACAGAAACCGCAGCGCCCAAGUCGCGCAUCGUUCCAGUCACCUACCAGAGCUAGUCUCGCCCGCUCACACCCAGACGUCCUCUCGCGCGUCCUGAGUCGCUCCCCCGCAAAAACAGCACAGCAGAGGCCAGCGAGUCGUGGGAGGGAGAGCGUUAGUAUUGGUGGUGGUGGUGGAGUGGGGGAUGGACAGUCGGGCGUAAGAGGUAGCAGGCUGCCUAGGCCAUCGUCACUUUCUGUGACUUCGGCUUUAGUGAAGGAAUUGCCGAUUCGGCAGGCGAUCCAGAAAUUUGUCCCUUUGUCGCCGCGUCGUGGGUCAAGUGUUCCUGUUUCUGCGUCUCAACCACCGCGAAAAUCAUCGCAGCGAUCACAGGUCUCCUUGUCGGCGGAGCCUGGUGCACAACGCCCCACGCCACAACCCCCCUUGCGGGGCAAGGACCCAACAUUUGGACCAAUAGUGGACGAGUCAAUUGCCAAUGGGAGACGCACGCGGUCUUCAUCAUCGCCGGGUCAAGGACAUGGCGAACCUGAGUUGCCUCCUACUCCGACUGAAUUGGGUCUGGAGAGAGUACCUAGCCGUCGGAGAGGAUUGUUGAGUAGCAGUAGCCCGAGCUACCGCCUGGAGAAAAAGAGGAAGCAAAGGAUAAGAGAUGGCGUGAAAAGGCUUAGUCCACUUAAAGAUAAAGGCCCAGAAGUUGACACGGAUAAUGUUGCCGAUCAAGUUGCGUCUCCGCGCAUUACUUUCCCUGAAGACGACGUUCCUGAUCCAGUAGGGGAAAAGGUAAAGUUGCGUGAUGCGCUUGUAGCUCAGCUAGCGAGAUUGAAGGAGGAGGUUGCGAAGAUAGAGUAUGAGGCGCAAAGAUAUGAAAAGCCAGACGAAUACCCAGCGCCAGAUGAAGAAUCUAUUAACAAUUUAAUCGAACUCCUGACGACCUCUAACCCAUCAUGUGCCCCUCCACCCCCACCGCCGCCCUCACCACCCCCAGUCUCCUCCGUCCUCUCAUUCCUCCUACCGUUUUCAUCCUCCCGAUUCAUUCCCUCAACUGAGCCUGCCCCACCUCCAUCAACCUCCCCCCCGCCAGAGAACCCGUUCGCUCUACACCAGCCAGCAGACUUAACACCAUACCUAACGCUCUUCGCACCCCUAUCCCUCACCGCGUAUACGACCACAACAACCUCCACCUCAAUUCUCCCAAAUUCAACACAAGAACCAUCCUCGUCAUCAUCACCCAUUAUUACCCAAACGCACAACCUAACCUUAUCCGCACCCGCUCCCUUUCCCAUCCACCUCUUCCAAAUCCCCAUAUCCCUACAAACAAAUCCAGAAAGCCAGUCCGUUGUCUCCAUAUCUAUCCCCGCACAACCGCAGCCACACCAUCCCGAUAAACCAGUAGAUCACAAUAUCCCUCCCACUCUCUCCUCCUGGCUACAAACCCGCCUCUCAAACCCACUAUUACAACGCGAUAUCUCCGGUCUCUGCUGGGGAAUAUCCCGAUACUGGGAAGCGGAUAUAUCGCGAGCGAAGAUCUGGGCGGAGCUGGAGGAGUUGCGCGAUCGGGUAAUAACUACUACCCUAUCGUCAGCUCAGAAGGUGCCCUCCGUACCAAACCGUGAUGACGAUAAUGACAAGGAAAACGACAAGAAGACAUACACGCCGCACAUUCUCCUUCCGCACCUUGGGCGCACGUCUUUUCUUUUCUCUGUUGUAGAGACACGGCAACGGAAACCGGAAGUACCAGCGGGUGGUAGCGUUCACUCAGCAUAUCCACAACUCCUCGUUACAUGCUCGCUUAGAUUGGAUUUAUGGACGAGCGAGCCGCAGCUGCAGCCGGAUAUUAGCGUUUCGGUACCGCUGUCGUCCCCCGCGGGAAGCCCGGAGAAGAUGGAGAGGGAGGCGAAGAGGGUUUUUCGGAGCUUUUUGGGGAGUGCGCAUGGCAAGGGUAAGGGCAAGGGCAAAGGAUGGAAAGCAGGGGCGUAUGGACAGGUAGAGAUUGAUGGGGAUGCGGAGGUGCUUGUUCGAGCUGUUGAAGGGGUUGUUGGGGUUCUUUUUGGGGUGAUGUGA
Blastomyces gilchristii SLH14081 is the source of this 2163-nucleotide messenger RNA. RefSeq lists its product as uncharacterized. The transcript has 2 exons. The record is from RefSeq and is a predicted model, not a curated record. NCBI's taxonomy places the organism in Eukaryota, Fungi, Ascomycota, Eurotiomycetes, Onygenales, Ajellomycetaceae. The coding region runs from base 1 to 2163 and encodes 720 amino acids.